UUUAUAACUCUCCCCUUUUCUCUAGGGCUGUGCACGGUUCGAUCGGUGCAGUUUUUGGACAUCCUCAACAUCUCUUGCUCUCUCUCUCAUUUUUCAAACCUCUUAUUAUCAGAAAGAGAGUUCUCAGAGAUCAUCCCCGCACCCCCCCCCCCCCCCCCCCCCCCCAAAAAAAAGAAAAGAAAGAAGCUUGAGCGACUCUGCCUCACUAUCACAGUUUCACUGUUACUACUCACACGCACCUAUACCGUUUCGAUAGGGUUUAUCUCUGCGGGUUUAGGGUUUUGAACUUGGUAGCUCAGUUCAGCUCAACAAAAAUGGCGUCGAUCAUGGCAUUACGACGCGCACGAACCCCAAACUUCUCAUCCUCCUUCUUCAAGGUACGACCUUUAUACCCUUCUCAUUUCAUUUUCAAUCACAACAACAACACUGAAACCCUAACUAAAACCCUAAGCACCUCAGCAAUCCCAAAUGAGUAUAAUCAAAUACCCCAUUCACCACCACAACCACAACCACAACAAUGGAACCCACAAAACCAGGGUUGGAAUUCACAAAACCCUAAUCAGUGGGCCCCACAAAACCAAGGAUGGAACUCACAAACAAAGACACAGAGUCAGAACCAGAACUAUUCACAUGGUGGGUAUCCUAAUCAGGGUCAGAACUAUCCCAAUCGUGGUUAUCCCAAUCAGGGUGGUCAGAACUAUCCCAACCGUGGAUAUCCCAAUCAAGGUGGUCAGAACUAUCCCAACCGGGGAUUGAACCCUGACCAGUUCAACACUCAGAGCCCGACUUUUCAACAACCCAGAUCACCAAACCAGUGGAACAAUCAAAAUAAGGGAUACCCACAUCCCCAAAACGUUAAUAGAGGCCAGGCUGUUGAGGUUCAAGCCCCGGUUGAUUCUCCACCACCGCCUUCGGUUAGUGAUGUACUGAUGCUUUGCGAUUCGGGGAAGGUUAAGGAAGCUCUUGAAUUGAUGGAGAAAGGGGUUAAAGCUGAUUGGAAUUGCUUCUAUAAGUUGUUAGAAAGAGUUAAGGUGUCCAAGUCGUAUGAGGAUGCGAAAAAGGUUCAUGAUUUCUUUCUGCAGUCCACGUUUCGGGGUGACCUUAGUUUGAACCAUAUGGUGAUCGAAAUGUAUAGCAGUUGUGAGUCGAUGACUGAUGCACGUAGGGUGUUUGAUCAUAUGCCUAAUAGGAGUAUGGACACUUGGCUUUUAAUGCUUAAUGCGUAUGCGGAUAACGGGUUGGGUGAUGAUGGGUUGCAGUUGUUUGAGCAGAUGAGGGAGCUGGGGAUGAAACCCACUGGGGAUACUUUUCUUGCGGUGUUUUCGGCUUGUGCUAGUGUAGAUGCUGUGGAAGAAGCAUUUUUACACUUUGAGUCAAUGAAGAGUGAGUAUGGAAUUGAGCCAGGGUUUGAGCAUUAUAUGGGGCUUCUAGGUGUGCUUGGGAAGUGUGGCCAUCUUGAUGAAGCAGAGGAUUUUAUAGAGAAACUGCCUUUUGAGCGCACUGUGGAGGUUUGGGAUGCAUUGAGAAAUUAUGCUCGGAUUCAUGGAAAUAUUGAUCUUGAAGACCAUGCUGAGGAGUUAAUGGUUUCUCUUGACCCGUCGAAGGCUGUUGCUAAUAAGAUCCCUACCCCACCUCCUAGAAAGUAUACUGCAGUCAGCAUGCUUGAUGGGAAGAACAGGAUCAGUGAGUUCAGAAACCCAACUCUCUACAAGGAUGAUGAAAAGCUGAAGGCCGCUGGGAUGAAAGAAGGUGGUUAUGUGCCGGACACAAGAUAUGUUCUGCAUGACAUUGAUCAGGAGGCCAAGGAGCAGGCCUUGCUCUAUCACAGUGAGCGUUUGGCAAUUGCGUAUGGUCUGAUUAGUACUCCAGCAAGAACACCUCUUAGGAUCAUUAAGAACCUUCGUAUCUGUGGUGACUGUCACAAUGCCAUCAAGAUCAUGUCUAAGAUUGUUGGGAGGGAAUUAAUUAUUAGAGACAACAAACGGUUUCAUCAUUUCAAGGAAGGAAAAUGCUCUUGUGGGGAUUAUUGGUGAAGCCCUUUGAAACUUUGAACUACUGCACGUAUCCACUGAGAUUUUCUUUCCAGUUGCAAUUUGGUAUGUAGAGUGCAAAGUUGCCAAGCCAUAUGGAAUAUUGCAGACAGAGACUCCAGUAGGACAUGAACCAUCCAUUGCCAUAUGAUAUAUUGUCUGUUUGCUUUGACAUUCAAUCAAAUAUUUGUUAAGAUA
Quercus robur (English oak) is the source of this 2228-nucleotide messenger RNA. RefSeq names its product pentatricopeptide repeat-containing protein At2g15690, mitochondrial-like. The transcript has a single exon. Gene Ontology annotation, biological process: RNA modification. NCBI's taxonomy places the organism in Eukaryota, Viridiplantae, Streptophyta, Magnoliopsida, Fagales, Fagaceae. The coding region runs from base 315 to 2033 and encodes 572 amino acids. The record is from RefSeq and is a predicted model, not a curated record. Gene Ontology annotation, molecular function: RNA binding; zinc ion binding; protein binding.